Molecule: messenger RNA, 1064 nt
Organism: Lathyrus oleraceus (garden pea)
Lineage: Eukaryota; Viridiplantae; Streptophyta; Magnoliopsida; Fabales; Fabaceae
Product: 50S ribosomal protein L10, chloroplastic
Exons: 1
Coding region: 169-876 (235 amino acids)
Source: RefSeq, a predicted model, not a curated record
UAUAAUUUUAUUUUUGUAAAAAGUAAUGAAAAAAGAAAAAGAAAAAGAAAAAGCAUUGUAAAUACCCUAUUGUCCAAAUGUGAUUGGUGAAUAACCAAAGAAACAAAGCGAUAAGAUAAACCCAACCAACCCAUUUUCAGUUUCCACCAUUUCUCAAUUCCCACCACCAUGGAAGCCACCGCAACUGUCUUCACCUUUUCUCUUCCAUCCACCAAAACCCAAACCCGUCAAUUCCUAACCCGACCCGUUAACCCAUUCAUCUCCCCCUCAUCAUUCAAACCAAAACCCGUUUUCAAAACCCACCGUUUCCUCCCUUCCAUCACCGCCGCAAUCUCUCGCACAAAGAAAGAAGAAACCGUCGAAUCCGUCAGAGACCAGCUCGAAAACUGCUACCUCCUCGCCGGAAUCAACUACAAAGGCUUCACCGUGAAGCAAUUUCAAGACCUCCGAAAAUCUCUCCCGGAAACAACGAAACUCAUCGUCGCGAAGAACACUUUGGUCUAUAAAGCACUUGAAGGAACGCAAUUCGAGACGCUGAAGCCUUGUAUGAAAGGGAUGAACGUGUGGCUGUUUGUUCAUACGGAAGAGAUUCCUUCUGCUAUUAAACCCUAUAGAGAUUUUCAGAAAGAGAUGAAGCUCGAGGAGAAUGAUUUCACUGGUGCUGUUUUUGAAGGAAAGUUUUAUGGUCCUGAUGAGUUUAAGAAACUCGAAACGUUGCCGACUCGGGCGGAGAUUUAUGCGAACUUGUUGGGUUCUUUGAAAAGUCCUGCUUCGAGUUUGGUUACGACGAUUCAGGCUCCGGCAAGGGAACUUCUUAUGGUUCUUAAGGCGCAUAUUAAGAAUCUUGAAGAACAGGAACAAGGGAGUGCUGUUUAAUAGAUAAGUUUUUUGAUUUUGUUUGUAUCUUUGUUUUAUAGUUUUAUGUUACAAUGUUUCUUUUGUUUCUAAGUACAUUUGAGUAUGAAUGUUUGUUUAUGUUCAUUCUGAUAUUAUGUUUACAAAUGUACAUUGAUUGAUGCUUUGAGGUUCUAUCAGAAAAUGUAGAAUGGUGCAUUCUUUGGUUC